Quercus robur (English oak) is the source of this 372-nucleotide messenger RNA. Its product is annotated as 2-oxoisovalerate dehydrogenase subunit alpha 2, mitochondrial-like. The transcript is spliced from 2 exons. The record is from RefSeq and is a predicted model, not a curated record. Gene Ontology annotation, biological process: branched-chain amino acid catabolic process. Gene Ontology annotation, molecular function: oxidoreductase activity, acting on the aldehyde or oxo group of donors, disulfide as acceptor. Bases 1 to 372 code for a protein of 123 amino acids. Lineage: Eukaryota; Viridiplantae; Streptophyta; Magnoliopsida; Fagales; Fagaceae.
AUGGAUUUUGUUUUCUAUGAAGCACAAAGGCAAGGAAGAAUUUCCUUUUAUGCAACUACAAAUGGAGAAGAGGCCAUUAACAUUGCAUCAGCAGCAGCACUCACCAUCGAUGACCUUGUCUUCCCUCAGUACUACAGGGAACUAGGGGUUCUAUCAUGGCGUGGUUUCUCCCUCCAAGAAUUUGCAAACCAAUGUUUGGAAACAAAGAUGAUUAAUGGAAAAGGGAGGCAGAUGCCUAUCCAUUCUGGGUAUAACAAGCACAAUUUCUUCACUGUAGCAGUAACAAUUGCGCAAGUUAUAUACUGUUUAUAUCGUGGUGUUUUCAUGUACAAGGACACAGCCAGAAUUACAAGAUUGGAGGGGCCAAAGUAA